This is a messenger RNA of Saccoglossus kowalevskii, 1693 nucleotides long. Its product is annotated as tRNA N6-adenosine threonylcarbamoyltransferase, mitochondrial-like. NCBI's taxonomy places the organism in Eukaryota, Metazoa, Hemichordata, Enteropneusta, Harrimaniidae. Gene Ontology annotation, biological process: tRNA threonylcarbamoyladenosine modification. Gene Ontology annotation, cellular component: mitochondrion. The record is from RefSeq and is a predicted model, not a curated record.
AUGGCUGCGCCCUGUGGUAUGGCGUGUGAUCUGUUUCGUUUCCAAAGUCACAUAAAAUACGUGAUUAACCUUUACAAACAACAUAUUUUCUCGGCGUUUUCGAAAUAUAGAGGCCUUCACACGAUUUCAAGGCAUCACUGUGACGUGGAACUAUGCCGAUACCCUCCGUUGCUAUCGUUGCAGCGAAUAAUACGGACUCAACAGGUUCACCAAGAUCGUGAUGGCCCUACUCCACAAGCAAAGAGAUCGUAUCAAAGUAGUAAAAAAGAAGCUACGCGGCGGCGAUUGGUUUUAGGAAUUGAAACAAGUUGUGAUGAAACGGGCGCAGCUGUUGUCGACGAAUGUGGCUCGAUUGUCGGCGAGUGCUUGCACUCACAAAAAGAAAUACAUUCAAAAAAUGGUGGAAUUAUCCCGCCUGUUGCGCAAGCACUUCAUGAACAAUAUAUAGACCAUGUUGUACAAAAUGCAAUGGAUGCAGCAAACAUAAAAUGGACGGACUUGUCUGCAGUUGCCACGACGAUAAUGCCUGGGCUUGCUCUAAGUCUAUCUGUGGGAUUACAGUAUUCCAAAGAUGUAAUUAAAAAGACAGGUUUACCAUUUAUUCCAGUACAUCACAUGGAAGCUCAUGCUUUAACAAUCAGGAUGGUCGAGAGAGUAGAAUUCCCAUUCCUAGUGUUUCUAGUCUCUGGUGGUCAUUGUAUUAUUGCUGUAGCCAGAGAUCUUGGUAAUUAUCUUAUACUUGGACAGACUAAAGAUGAUGCCCCCGGUGAGGCAUAUGAUAAGAUAGCACGAAAACUGAAACUGAAUGAACACCCACAGUGCAUUGGUAUGAGUGGUGGGCAGGCAAUAGAACACCUUGCUCAGACUGGAGACAGAGAAGUAAUGAAAGCUUACACACCAAACUUACAGUCAAAGGACUGUACAUUUUCAUUCUCCGGUGUUAAGUCCAUGGUGAGCCAGUUUAUCAGCAAGGAAGAGAAAAUUCAAGAUGUCCAAGCAGCUCAGCUUAGUAACAUUAAUGACAUUGCAGCAGCAUUUCAGUUUAAAGUCACUCAUCAAUUGGUGAAAAAAAUAGCCAGAGCCAUGAUUUACUGCAAAGAGAAUAGCUUAAUUGAUACCUGUCACCAAACCAUGGUUCUGUCCGGUGGCGUCGCCAGCAAUGGAUACAUACGAAAUGCUAUGCAGUAUGUUUGUAAUGAAUAUGGUUAUAGAUUCUUGUGUCCACCACCAAAGCUGUGUACAGAUAAUGGUACUAUGAUUGCAUGGACUGGAAUGGAGCGACUAAAACGUAACAUUGGUAUUGCAAAUGAAGUACAGAAUAUCAGAUAUGAACCAAAGUACCCCCUGGGAGAAGACAUUUCUGAUCAGGUAAAAGCCGAGCAAAUUACAGUACCAAGUAUACAGUUCUGGAAGAAAUGUUAUUGAGAUAUGGGUGUCAAGUUUCUAGAGAACUUUACCUGUGAUCAGAAUCACACACAAAAAAGCAGUAUUCUGUUAAUGUGGAUUGAAAUAACAAAAUGUUCAAAAUCAGAUCAAACACUAAAGAGCACUUUCCAAAAAACAAAAAAUUGCUGUAUCGUAUUUUAAUAUGGCUCACGAAAGAUGUGUACCGUAUACCAGAUCAAAUAGUAGAUGUAGCAAUCAUGUGAGGUUUAAAGAGUUGAAUUAAAAUUUUAUUUGUAUCAUUCAGGUC